UCCCCUUCUUCUCCACACUUCAUCUCGUCCUUUUCUGUCACCAUGUCACGCUUUGUUCGCUCUUCCAAAUAUCGUCACGUUUACGGUACUUGUGCCAAGCGAGACUUUUGCUACGAUAAUUUGCGUGUCAGCGCCAACGCUUGGGAUACCAAUUUGGUCAAAGUGAAUCCGCUGUUUUUGUCAGUGAAUUGGCAAGCUUCGGGUGGUGGUGCUUUCGCAGUAGUACCCCUAUCCAAUGUCGGUAAACUUCCGGAAAACUAUCCUCUGUACAGAGGUCAUACCGCGCCGGUGCUCGAUACCGAUUUCAAUCCUUUCAACGAUUACGUGGUGGCUUCCGGUUCUGAGGAUACCAAGAUCAUGAUCUGGACGAUCCCGGAAACGUACGAUGAAGAUCUUGAAUUUGUUGCACCCGUGUCCAAGUUGUCAGGUCAUGGAAGAAAAGUCGGGCAAGUUCUCUUUCACCCUGUGGCAGAAAAUGUGCUUGCCUCAUCCAGUGCGGAUUUGACCAUUAAGCUUUGGGAUAUCGAAAAGGGCCAAGAAAAGCAGGAAAUUACAGGUCAUACCGAGAUUAUUCAAUCCUUGGCAUGGAACUACAAUGGUUCUUUAUUGGCUACGACUUGUCGCGACAAGCGUCUACGCAUUUUCGAUGUCCGAAGCAACAAGAUCGUACAAGAAGGUCCAGGUCAUCAAGGUAUCAAGGGCUCACGUGUCGUCUGGCUUGGCGAUACCGAUCGUCUGGCCACCACCGGUUUCUCCAAAAUGAGCGAUCGUCAACUGUACCUCUGGGAUGCCAACGAUCUUGCCAAACCUUUGAAAACUGAAUUCAUCGACACCUCUUCCGGUAUAUUGAUGCCGUUCUACGAUGCCGAUACCAAGAUGCUUUACAUUUCUGGCAAGGGUGACGGCAACAUCCGUUACUACGAGUAUGAAAACGACGCCUUCUUUUUCUUGUCGGAGUAUAAAUCGGGCGAGAGUCAGCGUGGUAUGGGUUUCUUGCCCAAGCGUUCGGUGAAUGUGAGCGAAUGCGAAGUGGCUCGCGCUUACAAGGUUGGCAAUACAUUGAUCGAACCCAUCUCCUUUACCGUACCUCGAAGGUCCGAUGCUUUCCAAUCCGAUAUUUAUCCUCCAGCCAUUGGCGAUGAGCCUGCUCUUACUGCUGACGAGUGGUUUGAGGGUAAGGAUGCCAAUCCCAAGACCAUUGAUCUCGAGGCAGGCUUUACGGUGAAGGAGAAGAAAGAAUUUGCUCCUUCAGCUCCUGUGGAAGAAUCCAAGACCCCGGAAACGGCUUCUCCUAAGAAUGAAAAGGAUUAUCAAAAUGCGUACCAUGAACUUCGAAAAGAGAAUGAGGAUUUGAAGGGCACUCUGUCGCAGAGAGAUGUAAAGAUCCGAGUGCUUGAACUUGAGAUUGAAAAGUUGCAACAGCAAAUUGCUGAAGCCAAGCUGACAAAGGAGGAUCCCAAACCCAACGGAUCAGCAGAAGAAGCUACCAAGGCGGAAUCUGAAGAAAAAGAAAGCAACGAUGACGAAUGAACGAAAGCAUAGCGCCAAGGUUGGAAAACCGAUAACAACGAGAUUUUUUGGUCCUGCAGGUAGUUAGCAAGGGAGUUUUGAAAUCUUCCCUUAGAUCGACUAUUAUUGGUUUUGUCGUAUUUAUGUGUAUUUGUCUUUUUUUUUUAUUUUCUUUUUUCCCUAUUUUUUUUUUUUUUUGGUGGC
Radiomyces spectabilis is the source of this 1713-nucleotide messenger RNA. RefSeq lists its product as uncharacterized. NCBI's taxonomy places the organism in Eukaryota, Fungi, Mucoromycota, Mucoromycetes, Mucorales, Radiomycetaceae. Gene Ontology annotation, biological process: actin filament organization. The transcript is spliced from 9 exons. Bases 43 to 1530 code for a protein of 495 amino acids. The record is from RefSeq and is a predicted model, not a curated record. Gene Ontology annotation, molecular function: actin filament binding.